GUACAGUUCACCAGGAUUCUCUACAGUUCGAUCCAGAGAUUGAAAAGACUGUUAAGAAGAAUAGGAAACUUACUAAGCUCAAGAGGCAACAAGAAGCCUUUAGUUCACAAUCAACAAUAGAACCAGAUACGGCAGAAAAUAAUCCACCACCACCUCCUCGUGAAGAGUUGAUGGAUGCGUUCCUCACUCCAAAUUUCACUAGGCCAACAUCAAGUAUAGAGUUGAGGGAGGACCGUGCAACCAAAAAUCACACCCAUAAUUCUGAAAGUGAAAGUGGACCUAGAACUGCAAAUACUCAGGGAGGACCUAAUGCUGAUUAUAAAGGACUUAUUGAAUUUCAUACGCAUAAGCCUUCCACUUUUCGUGGAGAUUAUGAUUCUGAGGCAUUUAUGGAAUGGAUAAAAGAACUUGAGAAAAUAUUCCUAGUAAUGGACUGUCCUAAUACUCAUCGUGUAAACUUUGCCACAUACUUGUUGAUUGGAGAAGCAGAGCAUUGGUGGACAAAUACCAAAAGAUAUUUCCAAAGCCAAGGAACAGAGAUUACUUGGACAAUCUUUAAAGAUGCUUUUUUGAAAAAAUACUUUCCUCAAAGUGUAAGAAACAUAAAAGAAAUAGAAUUCCUUGAACUGAAACAAGGAAACAUGACUGUUGGAGAAUAUGUAACAAAAUUUGAGGAAUUAUCCAGAUAUUCUAAUUACAUACAGAAUCAACCUAAUGAGGAAUGGCUGACAACUAAAUUUGAAUCUGGAUUAAAACCUGAACUAAAAAGUAUGAUAGUAGGACAUCAAAUUAGGAACUUUUCAUCAUUAAUAAACAGGUGCAAAGAUAUUGAAGCAAGAAUGAAGGAGGCCGAGGAAGCAAGGGAGAAAGAUGGAACAGUGACCAUUGUGCCACUGUUCCCACUGUUAUUUACCUAA
Messenger RNA from Gastrolobium bilobum, 917 nucleotides. RefSeq lists its product as uncharacterized. Lineage: Eukaryota; Viridiplantae; Streptophyta; Magnoliopsida; Fabales; Fabaceae. The transcript has 2 exons. The record is from RefSeq and is a predicted model, not a curated record. The annotation marks the transcript as partial.